Molecule: messenger RNA, 2002 nt
Organism: Aedes aegypti (yellow fever mosquito)
Lineage: Eukaryota; Metazoa; Arthropoda; Insecta; Diptera; Culicidae
Product: serine protease inhibitor 28Dc
Exons: 3
Coding region: 284-1744 (486 amino acids)
Molecular function (GO): serine-type endopeptidase inhibitor activity
Source: RefSeq, a predicted model, not a curated record
CAGAGCAGUCAGUCUUGUGAGAGAACCAACUUGCUCCGGAUCACUUCGCCAUCCUUGGUGGUGAGACAUUACUCAUACUUGCUAUUAUAACACGUGUGCGGAAUUUCGAAUCCCAUCAAACAGUCUAACAAUCAGAACUGACGACAGCGUGGUUGAUCAUCCAGUGUGCAUUAUCUUUGAGAAAAUUGCUAAUUGCCAAGAAGAUAAAGUGAGUAGAAGUGAUUGUCUGGUAAUUAGGAGUGAUUUUGCUUUCGAUGCAAUAGCGAGUACGGAGUUAAGAACCAUGCAGCUCCUCCUCAUAUCGUGCACUUUGCUGUUCUGCUGCAGUUGGGCCCAAAUCAGCAAACCCAGAUGGAAAUCCGAACCCUUGAUAAACAUUCGAGGCUUUUCUCCGCCGGCAAGCGUUGAAUUUUCCAGAAGAAGUUUCAGACAAAACACUCCCACUCCUUCCAGGAGCACUGCUUCCAGAACCACUUUGAUCAAUACUCCAGCCCAACCGGAUGCACAACUUGCCAGUGCCGUGGUAGACAUGGCCCUUGAAAUUGGCCGCAUCUCGGCAGAUCCGAACAGCCCGGCGGAGGUUUUCUCCCCGGUUAGUAUUAUGGGAGUGUUGAACAUUCUGCUGCUUGCUGCGGACGGUGUCACACGAGCUGAACUCUAUGGGGCCCUCCGGGUCAACGAUAAGACCGCUUUCGGAACGUACCAUCGGCGAGCCGCGGGGAUGUUGAAAAAUAUGCAAUCUAGUCAACCGAUAACGCUGGAUAAGCUCGCGUGGAAGGCCGAAACGUGCAUCAGCAACGAUUACGAUUAUGAAGAUGAUGGCUACCAACCGCCGGUAGUUGAUAAAAUCCACAUCCUCCGGCUGGCGAACGCCAUUUUCGCCCAGGACAACCUUGUACUCAGCCCGAAAUUCGUACAGGCUGCCGGCGACAUCUACGGUGCGUCCAGUCAACAGGUGAACUUCCGCAAUGGAGCCGCAGCUGCAUCCACCAUCAACAACUGGGUCAACAAGGCGACGAGCGGAAAAAUCCGGGAAAUUGUCAGUGGAUCAUUCUCCAGUGAAACGUCAGUGGUGAUAGCGAGUUCGCUGUACUUCAAAGCCUCCUGGCAGAACGAGUUCAUCCCGAAGAUCACCAAACCGAAGGACUUCUUCCCGGACGGAAAAGGCCGCCCGUCUGUAAAGGUGGACAUGAUGUCCCUGAUCGAGUGCCUACCCUACCACUUCGAACAGAGUAUGGGUUUCAAAAUGAUCGGACUACCGUACAGCGACAACUCCUCCACCAUGUACGUUAUGAUGCCUCAAGAUUCCACUAGGGCUAAGGUCCGCGAUCUGCAGAGUCGCCUAACAGCAGCCAAGAUCGAUUCGAUGAUCCCGAUGAUGAAACGCCGAACCGCAACCGUCAGCUUCCCUCGAAUGCAACUGGAAUCGUCCACCAAUUUGCAGAAGGCAUUCCGCCAGCUCGGAAUAAAAUCCAUUUUCAGCGCCCAGAAUAGCAAUCUCCGUAACAUGGUGGUGCCAAAAGCGCAAGGACAGCAGAACUUGUUCGUUAGCCAGAUCAACCAUAAAGUAAAUCUGAGUGUGGAUGAAAAGGGCACAGAGGGGGCCGCAGUCACGAUGACUCUCAUCGAUCGAUCUGCGUCAGCAGUUUACUUCAAUGUUAACCAGCCGUUCUUGAUCUACGUGCGGCACGAUCCCACAAGGUUGCCACUGUUUUAUGGAGCCGUUUUUGACCCAAGAGGCUAAAAAGCCUGCAGGCUGUAUUCUAUACAUCGUUAUGUUACAAUAUUGUAUGCCAAAGAGAGCACAGCUCACGACGCAUUCCUUUUCUUUUUCUUUAAUGGCAAUCAUGUCUGAACGCUGGAAGUGAACCAGUCCUGCAAACAAGCAGCCAGUAUUAUUUAUUAUUUAUUGUAAGAUUAGCACUAGAAUGGUGCUUUACGUAUGUUAUAUAUUUAUGUAAAUAAACGCAACGAAUUCUAAAGAAGAAUUUUAAAUCGAAAA